Amphimedon queenslandica is the source of this 1242-nucleotide messenger RNA. RefSeq lists its product as uncharacterized. The transcript has 2 exons. The coding region runs from base 1 to 1242 and encodes 413 amino acids. NCBI's taxonomy places the organism in Eukaryota, Metazoa, Porifera, Demospongiae, Haplosclerida, Niphatidae. The record is from RefSeq and is a predicted model, not a curated record.
AUGGCCAAACUAAACCUGAGAUCAGCGUAUAGGAUGGUACCGGUCCACCCACUGGUCUCCCUUCUGCUAGGAAUUCAGUGGCAGGGGACUAUCUUUGUGGACAGGGCCCUUCCUUUUGGACUUCGCUCCGCCCCAAUCCUUUUUACGGCAGUAGCCAACACCCUCUCCUGGGCAAUGUUCUGCGAGGGAGUCCAGUGGUCCUUUUACUACCUGGACGACUUCUGUUCCCCUCGAACCUCCGGAGGCUGUAGCCAGGCAUUGGCUAUGGCAAUCCCCCUCUGCAGAUUGGGGCUGCCCGUAGCCCCUGAGAAGGUGGAGGGGCCCGCCACCACAUUGAAAUUUCUGGGCAUUGAGAUCAACCCAGUCAACAUGUCCCUAUCACUCCCUUUGCCCAAACUGACAGCUCUGAAGGCAAAGCUGGCCCACUGGAUAAGCAGAAAAGCAGCUUCCAAACGGGAGCUCCAGGAACUGAUAGGCCACCUUAACCAUGCGGCAGCUGUGGUCAGCCCAGGCAGAUCAUUCAUCAGGUCUAUCAUAGAGGCCAUGAAAUGCCCUUGUCUGCAGGACCAACUAACCUGCUUAGAUGCCAACUGCAGGGCGGACAUUCUGUGGUGGCACCUGUUCGUGGCGUCUUGGAAUGGGGUCUCCAUCCUCCCACCCCAUGCCCCCAGUGUCACCGUGGUAUCAGAUUGCCUCCGGCUCCUGGGGUUGUGGGGCACUAUCAGCUGCUUUGGGGAAUGGUUCCAGGUGGCUUGGCCGGCCUCGUGGGCAGAGGCUAAUAUAGCAGCUAAGGAACUCCUCCCCAUCGUGAUUGCUGCAGCUAUUUGGGGCAACCACUGGAAGGGAAAGCGGGUCCUUUUCCUGUCUGACAACACGGCCGCAGUCAAUGCCCUGACCUCUAGGCCCACGCUCAAGCCUCCCCAGUUUCCCCGGCAGUGCUGGCACCCCUCUUGGACCACGCCAGCGGUGGACCUCCCCGCACUGGGCGCAACUGUUUGGUCCCUGUUCAAGGAAGGUCUAGCAGCGUCCUCCCACCGAUCUUAUCGCUUGGCCAGAAACUGCUACCUAGAGUUCUGUCGAAGGGCUAACCUCCGCCCCCUCCCCCUACAACAGCGCACGCUAUGCCUCUUCACUGCAUUCCUCUCACAGCAGGGGUUUGCGGCCCGGUCAGUGUUGUCUUACUUGUCAGCCCUCCGUCACAUGGAGAUUGAAGCAAGAGCCACCUCCCUUCCCUGCCCCUAG